Sphaeroforma arctica JP610 is the source of this 1162-nucleotide messenger RNA. RefSeq lists its product as hypothetical. Gene Ontology annotation, biological process: superoxide metabolic process. The transcript has a single exon. Bases 39 to 740 code for a protein of 233 amino acids. Gene Ontology annotation, molecular function: metal ion binding. Lineage: Eukaryota; Ichthyosporea; Ichthyophonida. The record is from RefSeq and is a predicted model, not a curated record.
CGUACCGGCAAGGAAACAUAUACUAACUGUCUUGCACAAUGCUGAUGUACCCUUUAUGUUUCGCCCUCGUUGCCAGUUCACUCGUGAACGCACAGGUCACAGUAGAUUCAUUAACAAUCGAUUUUAGCGAAGAUAAAGAAAAUGCACUGGCAACUGGAUCUAUAGAUAUAACAUCGGAUCCAGUUGACGGUGUGAAAUUUGUGAUGACGCUCAGCCUGUUAGAUGUGAUGUCCGACGAUACCUAUGCCGAAUGCCUGGAUGGAGAUGGAGCACCAGGAGAUACUAUUCUUUUGGAUUGGCACAUUCAUGUAGGUAAGCCUGUGGACGGGGAGGGUGUGAAGGAGGAAUGCGACACAGACGCAGGUGUUUUGGGGCACUACGACCCGACAUUCGCGUGUGGAUCUACCAGCAACGAGGUAGAGGCCUGUGAGGCUCUGGGACGGUCGCCAACGGAUGCACAAUUCAGCUAUGACUGUAACCCAGAAGCCUACAACACAAAUCCGUAUGCGUGCCAGGUGGCCGAUUACUCGGGUAAAUUUGGUGCUGCUGUGGCGACUAUCCAGGACGAUGGAAAUGCGGUGAUCGGGUUAGAGGUAACAGAUCACUGGGGUUCACCCUUAGAGUUUUGGGAAGGUAUGACUCUUGUGUUUCACUGCGGUACCCCCAGGAUAUUCUGCGGGGAGAUGAGCGAGAAAUCGGUACUGGACGGUAUUACUCUGCCUGGCCUUACGUUGGGUUGAAAUUGGGGGUGGUGUGUGGCAUGUCAGUUAUUACUUAUUUCAAAGUGGCGAUAUAGGUAGAUCGUUGCACAGGAAAAAUCUCAUCGAAUGAAUUGUUGAAUUUUCCGUGAAGCUUUGGAUUGUGAAUACAUCCACCGCAAGUUAAGAUGGGGAAAACGACCAACGGGGUCGCCAAUUAAUAUGUACACAUCAAUAAUUAUGUGGUUAUCAGUACGUAGUAUAAUGAUAUUCAGGUCAAAGAUCGCUAUGGGAUUGUCAAUAAAUCGUCUGAGAUUCUCCAUGGAAAGGCAAAAUAAACGAAUACCCUUUGUUGGAUUAUGUACUAGAACGUGAAUGGAUUUUCGUAGCGGAACUUUGAAGCUGGCCCCUUCGAAGCAAGAUGUUUUAUUGAAGUACGAGGCGAAUGGUAGGUUCAUCAUUUG